ACACCAAAAACGAAAAAUCUCAUUAAUAUUCCUCUCCCUCACUCUCUAUAAAAGUAGUUACAUCUCACCACACGCAAUUGUCUCACAUGCUCAUCACCAGACUUCACCAAACGAGUUUGCUUCCACAAUAUCAACCAAAAGUAUCAUUACCUAUUCUCAACCUCAGAGACAUGGCAGGGCACAAGCCCAUCAUUGCUAUGAGGCUCCUGGUGCUCUUCCUGGGAUUCUCUUGCCUUCUCUCAUCUCUUGCAGUUCCUUCAACUAAAUUGUUGUUCUGUUUCACAGGGAGUCUCAAGUCAAGCAGUGAAGAGGAUGAUGGUGAACUAUCGGUUCCAAACUUGUUAGCUCAGGAUGAGAUAAUGGGAAUGAGUGGAGGAGGAGAGAUGGUGUUUAUGGAGAGGAGGAUGGAGAUGGAAAGCAACGACUAUCCUGGAACAGGAGCCAACAACCACCAUGACCCUAAAACUCCUGGAAGAGGCUAAAGUGUCCCUUUCUAUAACUAUAUAACUAUUGUAUAAUGUAUAUUCAUAUGUAUAAUCUAAGGGAAAGAGAGAGGGGGUCAAAGAUGGAGUUGGGAUUUUUUUUCAUUUUCUUGGUCUUUAUUUAUGUUUCUUUUUAUUUUCUUUUUUCUCUUUCUCUUUCUUGAGGUUGAAGCUUCUCUGUGUUGGCGUUGUCAUAUGAGAAUGUCUCUGUCAUUUUGCAGAAAAAAAGAUCAUGUAGUGGUCUUAGCUUGACUUAACCGAUAAUGGUAGGCACGCAAUGCGGAUUUGACUUUUCACGUC
This is a messenger RNA of Eucalyptus grandis, 782 nucleotides long. RefSeq lists its product as uncharacterized. Bases 87 to 482 code for a protein of 131 amino acids. The transcript has 3 exons. NCBI's taxonomy places the organism in Eukaryota, Viridiplantae, Streptophyta, Magnoliopsida, Myrtales, Myrtaceae. The record is from RefSeq and is a predicted model, not a curated record.